Dictyostelium discoideum AX4 is the source of this 1902-nucleotide messenger RNA. RefSeq lists its product as hypothetical. The transcript has a single exon. Bases 1 to 1902 code for a protein of 633 amino acids. Lineage: Eukaryota; Evosea; Eumycetozoa; Dictyosteliales; Dictyosteliaceae. Gene Ontology annotation, molecular function: nucleic acid binding; zinc ion binding. The record is from RefSeq and is a predicted model, not a curated record.
AUGAAUACAAAAUUAAGAUGUUAUUAUGAAGUAUUAGGUAUUGAAAAAUCAGCAAAACAAGAUGAAAUUAAAAUAUCUUAUAGAAAAUUAGCAUUAAUGUGGCAUCCAGAUAAGAAUCAACAUCAAUUAUCAAUUGCAGAAGAGAAAUUUAAAGAGAUUAAUAAUGCUUAUACAGUAUUAUCAGAUCCAAAUGAAAGAAAAUGGUAUGAUGAUCAUAGGGAAGCGAUUUUACGUGGUGGUAGAGGUGGUUCAGGUGAUGGUGAUGACGAUGAUGAUGAAAUUAAUUUAUGGCCAUAUUUCAAUACAUCGAUUUUCACAUCAUUCAAUGAUAAUGAUGAAACUGGUUUCUUUAAAAUUUAUUCAAGAAUUUUUGAAAUCAUUGACAAAAUCGAAGAAGGUGAAGAAACCAUCAACGAAUAUCACCACCAUCCACCAAAAUUUGGUGAUUCAACAACACCGAUUGCAGAGGUUUUAAAAUUUUACAGUUUUUGGAAAGAUUUUGUAACAAAAAAGAAAUUCACAUCAUCUGAUCUCUACCAUUUAUCAGAUGCACCAAAUAGACAAAUCAAACGUUUAAUGGAGAAAGAGAAUCAAAAGGAAAGAUCGAAAGCAAGAUCAGCCUACAACGAAAGGGUUAGACAUUUAGCAUCAUUCAUCUAUAAUCAUGAUAAGAGAAUAACAGAAUAUCAAAAGAAAUGUUUAGAAGAAACUGAAAGAAAACAAAGAGAAGCUGAAAUUCAAAAACAAUUAGAUGAAGAAGAAAGACAAAAACAAAUUAAAAAAUUCAAAGAAGAGAAACAAAGAGAAUAUCAACUUGCCAAACAACAAGGUCUCUAUAAAGAUGAUGAUGAUAAUCUUUAUCAAGAUAAUUCAAAUAAUUCAAAUUUUUGUAUAAUUUGUGAUAAAGCUUUUAAAUCUGAAGGUCAAUUAGAAAAUCAUCAAAAUUCAAAUAAACAUAAACAAGAAUUAGCUAGAAUUAGAAAAGCUGUUUCAUUAGAUGAUGAAUUAUUACCUGAAGAUAAUAAUAGUAAUAAUAAUAGUAAUAAUAAUAGUAGUAAUAAUAAUAAUACCAAUGGAAAUGAUAGUAAUGAGGAUGAAGAUGAAGAUGAUGAAGAUAAUAAUAAAAAUAAAAAAUCAAAGAAAUCUAAAAAAGCUAAAAAGAAAUCAAAAAAAGUUAUAAAUUCACAAAUGUUUAAUGAAAAGAGUGAUGAAUUUGUUUUUGGUUUAGUAAAUAAAAAUAAAAAGAAAUCAAAACCUCAAAAGUUUAUAGAAUCUGAAGAAGAGGAAGAAGAAGAAGAAGAUUUAAAAGAAAAUAAAAAUUUAUCAAAUGAUGAUGAUGAUGAUGAUGAUGAUAAUUUAAAUUCUGAAGAUGAAGAUGAUUUAUUAGUAACUUCAAUGUUAAAGAAUUUUGUUUUAACAAAAGAAAAAAAGAAAAAUUUAAAAGAACAAAGAGAAAAAGAAGAAAAAGAAAAUAAAAUUCAAGAUGAUGAAAAUGAGAGUGAACAAGAUAGUAAUAAUGAAGACCGUGAGGAUGAUGAUUAUGAUGAUGAGGAUGAAGAAGAAGAUGAGGAAGAGGAUGGAGAUAAAAAAGUUAAAAAAGAUAAUAAAAAAGAUAAUAAAAAAAAUACCACAACAACUACAACGACCACAACAACAUCAGCUACAACAACAACAAAGAGUAAAGGUAAAGCAAAAGAAAAAAGAGAAAAGAAAGAAGAGAAAAAACAACAACAACAACAACAACAAGGUCAAACUGGUGGUAGUGGUGAAUCAUUAUUUUGUAAUGUUUGCAAAGGUGAAUUUCCAAGUAGAAAUAAAUUAUUCCAACAUAUAAAAGAAACUAAACAUGCUCAAGCUGUACCUUCUUCAGGUGUUAGUAGUGGAAAUAAAAAGAAGAAAUAA